GGAGGAACGUGCUGAGCACUCGCCGUCUCUUCUGCCUCUCGCCGUCGUUGCUGUUCUCGCAUUUGCGGUUUCGAGAUGGGGAAGUCGUACCAUGUGGUGAGCGAUGAGUACUUGAAGGCGGUGGAGAAGGCGAAGAGGAAGCUUCGCGGUUUCAUCGCCGAGAAGAAUUGCGCCCCCUUGAUGCUCCGCCUAGCGUGGCACUCGGCGGGAACGUACGACGUGGUGUCGAAGACCGGUGGGCCGUUCGGGACGAUUCGGAACCAGGCGGAGCUCGCCCACGGCGCCAACAACGGGCUCGACAUCGCCGUCAGGCUCUUGGAGCCCAUCAAGGCGCAGUUCCCUAUCUUGACCUACGCUGACUUCUACCAGCUUGCGGGAGUCGUGGCCGUGGAAAUUACCGGAGGACCCGAGAUCCCUUUCCAUCCCGGAAGGGAGGACAAGCCUGAACCUCCUGUUGAAGGUCGUCUUCCUGAUGCUACCAAGGGUUGUGAUCACCUUAGGGAUGUGUUUGGACACAUGGGUCUCAGUGAUCAGGACAUUGUUGCACUGUCUGGUGGUCACACACUGGGAAGGUGCCACAAGGAGCGGUCAGGCUUUGAAGGGGCUUGGACUCCCAACCCUCUUAUUUUCGACAACUCAUAUUUCAAGGAACUCGUGAGCGGAGAGAAAGAAGGCCUUCUCCAGCUGCCGUCCGACAAGGCCCUCCUGACUGAUCCCGUGUUCCGCCCGCUUGUUGAAAAAUAUGCUGCUGAUGAGGAGGCAUUCUUUGCCGACUAUGCUGAAGCACACCUGAAGCUGUCGGAACUUGGAUUUGCCGAGGCUUGAAGAAUGGAGUUGUGGAUCUAGCAAGACAAGGUUUUGAGGUGCUAUCUUCUCUCUAGAAUCAUCAGAAACAUUUAGAAAUAAAAUUCUAUGGUUGUAUGCCGUUUCCUGUCGUAGUUGAUGUUUGUUUAAUAUCAGACUUUGUUUUGUGACA
Messenger RNA from Musa acuminata AAA Group (dessert banana), 976 nucleotides. RefSeq names its product L-ascorbate peroxidase, cytosolic. The record is from RefSeq and is a predicted model, not a curated record. Gene Ontology annotation, biological process: hydrogen peroxide catabolic process; cellular response to oxidative stress; response to reactive oxygen species. The transcript is spliced from 9 exons. Gene Ontology annotation, molecular function: heme binding; peroxidase activity. The coding region runs from base 76 to 825 and encodes 249 amino acids. Gene Ontology annotation, cellular component: chloroplast. Lineage: Eukaryota; Viridiplantae; Streptophyta; Magnoliopsida; Zingiberales; Musaceae.